CAAUUAAUUCCAUUAACAACCAAUAAACCAAUAAAUAAAUAUACCUUUGCUUUACUUUUAUGGAAUCAAAAUCCAAUAACUGAAGUGAAUAUCCUAUAAAUACCCUCAAAACCUUUCAGCUCCACCAUUACUUCCUCUCUUUCUCUUUCACACACAUACACAUAAACACAGAAAACAUAUACGUUUAUCAACCAACAACAAGAACAAGAAAAGAAAUGGAGAAAACGCAUAGCUCUUCUUUGCUUCUUUCACUUCUAAUGAUCCUCUUUACCUUAUCUUUAGCUACUGCUUUACAAUAUAAUGUGGUGAAUUAUGGAGCGAAACCAGACGGCAAAACUGACUCAACCAAAGCCUUCGUUACUGCAUGGACACAAGCCUGUGGUUCAAGCAAGACGGUCACUGUUUAUAUACCGCCGGGAAGGUUCUAUCUACGAAAUGUGGAGUUUCGGGGUCCGUGCAAGAACAGAGCAAUCUUGAUUCGUAUAGAUGGAACCCUUGUGGCUCCAUCAAAUUAUGCGGUUAUUGGUAAUUCUGGACAAUGGCUCAUCUUUAGGCAUGUUGAUGGUGUUACUAUUUCUGGUGGAAUACUCGACGGUCAAGGUACCGGUUUAUGGGCUUGCAAGGCAUCCGGAAAGAACUGUCCUAGCGGUGCUACAUCACUUGUCCUUUCAAAUUCAAAUAAUAUAGCAAUUAAUGGGUUGACUUCAUUAAAUAGCCAAUUGUUCCACAUUGCCAUCAAUGGCUGCCGGAAUGUGAAAUUGCUGGGGGUUAAGGUCUCCGCCUCUGGCCAGAGUCCUAAUACCGACGGAAUUCAUGUACAAUAUUCAAACAGUGUCACAAUCUUGAAUUCCAGAAUUAGAACUGGUGAUGAUUGUGUAUCAGUCGGACCUGGUACCACUGACUUGUGGAUCGAAAAAGUAGCAUGUGGCCCUGGCCAUGGAAUCAGUAUCGGCAGUUUGGGCAAAGACCUCCAAGAGCCUGGUGUACAAAAUGUGACAGUUAAAACCGUUACAUUUACCGGUACUCAAAAUGGGGUGAGAAUAAAGACUUGGGGGAGACCCAGCAAUGGAUUUGUAAGAAAAGUACUUUUUCAACAUGCUAUUAUGACCAAUGUCCAAAAUCCUAUUGUCAUUGACCAAAAUUACUGUCCUGAUAACAUAAAUUGUCCUGGUCAGCAAUCUGGAGUUAAAAUUAGCGACGUGACAUAUCAAGAUAUUCACGGAACAUCGGCAACAGAAGUUGCAGUAAAAUUUGACUGCAGUAAAAAGUAUCCAUGCAGUGGGAUUAAAUUGCAAGACGUGAAGCUAACCUACAACAAUCGGCCAGCUGAUGCUUCUUGUAACAAUGCAGAUGGAACCGCUACUGGUUUCAUUCAACCCUCUAGCUGCUUGUAAAAUAUCAAUAGAUUAAAGCACAGUAAAAAAGUAAGAAGGAUUGCUGUUAGAACUUGUUCUUGCUUGAGCCUGCGGCCUUUCGAGCACAUUGUUUGGAGCCCGGCGUUGCAAGUUGCAAUUACAGUAGAUAUGGAAGUUCUUUUACUAUAAUUUAUGUAUGAAAAUAAUAUUGGUUUAUGAUUCAUUUAA
This is a messenger RNA of Jatropha curcas, 1583 nucleotides long. RefSeq names its product polygalacturonase. NCBI's taxonomy places the organism in Eukaryota, Viridiplantae, Streptophyta, Magnoliopsida, Malpighiales, Euphorbiaceae. The record is from RefSeq and is a predicted model, not a curated record. Gene Ontology annotation, biological process: carbohydrate metabolic process. Gene Ontology annotation, molecular function: polygalacturonase activity.